UGCAGAGUAAUCCAUAACUUGCGAAGACUGUCAUCACACUCUAGGUAGUCAGCAGCUUGGUUACACCUAGAAUUGCCAAUCUCGCCGGGCCGAAACCUUUCCUGGCGAUCUCCUAGCUCUCUUCAGUGACCGGAAAGACUUCCUUCAAGCUACUUCUGUUGCUGUAGUUUUCGAUACAUGAAGUUGAGCGUGUAGGAGACUCUUCUUUGUUUGGUUUCUCAGAAAAAGCGGGAGAAAAGUUAUUAAACUUGGCGCCUAACUCAACCAAAAACUAGCUUGGCACAUUACCCCUAUCCCAUCCCCGAUAUUGGAUUCAACACACCCCUAGCGCGCCCAGGUACUACACUGAGCCUAACAUAUUUAUAGGUGGCCGACAUCGAAAGCUAGCUCAAGGGGGAAAGCUAGCUCAAGGGAGGAGUGUCUAAGCCUCUUCCCUAUCCCAAACCGGUGGGAUUCAGCAGAAGUGACAUUUGAUGUCUUUAACUGUUUAAAAUUUCUCCUUAACUUCUAAAUGUGCAGAGUGAACGCCUUUACCAGACACGGCUUCUAUUCCUAUUUUUAAUUGCCGAUUCAUCCGUUUACUUUCGUUAUAUAUAUAUAUAUAAUAAGAAAGUUAUUCUCAAAUGAUAACUAGUGCUAAUUUCUUUUACCGGUUAUUAUUUUAUCAAAUUGAAACUAAACCAAAGCUUCAAUGAAAGAUAAUAUUCAAAGACCUUACGAAUUGCAAUUUCAGUGCAGUAAGGCGAUUGAUAGGCCAUUCCAGCAAUCAAAUUUUCUAUUAAUCUGUUACCAAUGGUAUCACAAAAUCUUAGAGAAUUUCAUGUCUGUAUUUUAUCCGGUAAUUGUAUUGGUAUUCAAAUUUUAGAAAAUCCGUGGAUUUCAAAAAAAUUUUAGAAAAUCCGUGCUGCUUAAUUUAGUAAUAAGAUUGUGAUAUAAGUCUUGUGUUAUAUUCUAAAAACUAUGAAAUUACUGCUUUAUCAUACUGUGGGAUGGCUGAAUGGAGAUUUUUAAUUCUGAAGUAAUCUAGAAAUUGAUACGUUGUAGUGUAGGCAGCUUAAAUGAAAAGAAGAGUUAGUGAUGCGGCUACAAUUUAGCUUCCUGUUGCUUUGUAACCGUUAAGUCGCUAUCAGAGAUGGAGAUGGAACAAGAGUUAGAGUGGCUUGAAGCACAAAAGAUAGCGAUAAGUGUGGACCUUUUGGCCGCAGCCAAGCAGCAGCUUCAGUUCCUUGCAGCUGUUGAUAAGAAUCGUUGGCUUUAUGAAGGACCUACUCUUGAAUGUGCCAUCUACAGAUACAAUGUUUGUUGGCUUCCAUUGCUUGCCAAACACUCAGAGUCACCAGUUUUUGAAGGGCCACUGGUUGUACCUCUUGAUUGUGAAUGGGUUUGGCAUUGUCACAGGCUCAAUCCAGUAAGAUACAAAAAUGACUGUGAGGAGCUUUUUGGAAGGAUCCUAGACUAUUCUAAUGUUGCAUCUUCUGUUGAAGGGGGAAUUUGCAUCAGGCAAUCUCAAGAAAUUUGGAAUAAGUUGUACCCAGAUGAACCUUAUGACUUUGACUUGACAAGAGCUUUGUCCACAGGCCCCAAUUGGAAGUUUUUCCCAGUAGAGAAAUACACCAAAUAUGAUUUGGUUUCAGCAGUGAAAAGACAGAGUCCUUUCUAUUAUCAGGUAUGCAGACCCCAUAUCAACAACAAUGUUUUUCUUGAAGAAGCUGCAGCCAGAUAUAAAGGGUUUCUGUAUCUAAUUAAGAGAAAUAUGGAACGGUCGAUAAAACGCUUUUGUGUUCCAACUUAUGACAUUGAUCUUAUUUGGCACACUCACCAGUUGCAUCCAAUUUCUUAUUGUAAAGAUUUGAGUAGAGCAGUUGGCAAGAUAUUGGAGCAUGAUGACAUGGAUUCAGACAGGACUAAAGGAAAGAAGUUGGACACUGGAUUUUCUGGAACUACUAAGCAGUGGGAAGAGACAUUUGGCACAAGGUAUUGGAAGGCAGGUGCAAUGUAUAGAGGCGGGAUGCCAUCUCCUGUCACAAAGAUUCCACUCCUGCCAAAUCUCUUGAGAAAAGAUAUGUUAGCAUCAAAUGAAUGUCAAAAGAUGAUUCAACUUCCAGAGGUGAAGAUUGUUGAGGUCCUUUUGGAGUUUGUGGGUGUUAAAAACUUACCAGAGGGACACAAGGGAUGCCACUUUGUCAGAUUCAGUAAAGAGCAGCCAGAUGUAUUCUUCAAUGAUAAGCAAAAACUAACUAUUCUGUCAGAAUCUAAAGAAAAACAGGUUGUUUCUUUACAGUGUGAACCUAAGGGAAAGCUGAUCUUUGAACUUAUUUCACAUUCACCUUCUGAUUUUCUCGUAAAGGAGGCAUUUAAGACAAUAGGUACUGCUUCAUUAUCUUUACAAGACUUUCUGAACCCAGUUUCUAAGCUUGCUGUCGAAAAAUGGGUAGAAUUGCAGCCAAGUUCUGGCAAUUUGAGUUCAAAGCCAAUCUGCCUGCGAAUUGCUGUCUCAUGUACUGUUCCCAUCCAAGCACCAUAUUUGCUGCGCAUGGUUCCCUCACAGUCACUACCUUUAAGGGUUCAGCAUGCUAAAAUCUGGACUCACAUCACUGAUGAAAAUGAUAGUGAGAUCAUCAGCCUGCAAAUGAGGGACUCAACAAAUGCAAAGACAACAGACAAGAGCAUACUCAAGAAGCAAGUAGUAGGUGCUAUGAAAUCUGGUGAGACACGUGAUCUCGCAGAGUUUAUGAGGACCCAUUGGUCUUUAAUUGAUUCUCAGUGGUGCCUUAGUUUUAAAAGAAAAUCUGAUGAAGAUGGUCAUUUCUGUGAGCUCAUUGGCAGUAGGAUGGUAAAAAUCUUUCAUGGCAGAAAACUGGAUUUUGAGCGCAAACACUGUGAGAAGCAAAGAAAUGAACGAGAUUUUUUUACUGCAGUUGAAUUUUCUGCAGAGUAUCCUUAUGGCAAAGCAGUAGCAUUGUUCGACUUGAAGUCUGCCGCUGUCAAGGUGAAAGAAGAGUGGUUGGUGUUGCCUGCAAUCAUUUCAGCUUUUAUACUUGCUGAUAUUUUUAACAAUAAAGGGUAUGGAGGCUUCAUGGUUAAUGGUGAAAAUUUGGAGGAGUUGGAUGGUAAUGUGGAAAAGGUUAAUGGGUUCCAUGUGGAAGCCAAACAAAUCAAGCAGUCUACUUCUAUAGAACGUAAACUGGUGUUGGAUGUGGAGGCAUCAAAGUGUGGAGGCUGUGGUGGCGGCUGUGGUGGUGGAUGCGGGAACAUGGUAAAAAGUGGAGGCUGUGGUGGCGGCUGUGGUGGUGGAUGCGGGAACAUGGUAAAAGGUGGAGGCUGUGGAGGCGGCUGUGGUGGUGGAUGUGGGAACAUGAUAAAGAGUGGAGGCUGUGGAGGUGGUUGUGGAGGCUGCGGUGGUGGUGGUUGUGGUGGAUGUGGAAGCAUGGUGAAGAGUGGCGGCUGUGGUGGAUGUGGAAGCAUGGUAAAGAGUGGCGGCUGUGGUGGAUGUGGAAGCAUGGUGAAGAGUGGUGGCUGUGGUGGAUGUGGAAGCAUGGUGAAGAGUGGUGGCUGUGGUGGAUGUGGAAACAUGAUCAAGGGCGAUGGUGAUGGGUUUGGAGUUGGAGAUAUGGUGGAGAAUAGAACAUCACAUGAAACCAAUGUUGGUCACUCCCACAUUGAUUCUUCACCCAGAGAAUCACCCACCUAUAUAAGUGAAGCAAUAGCCGCAUGAUCUCUAUGAAUCAUAAUGCCUGCAAGGAAUAAAGCAUGCUUUAAUGAGGUUCACUGGAAGAUGAACAAGGUUCUCAUGGUGUCUCUGCUUGGAUGUUAAACUUGGCAUUGGCAUAUUUCUUCUUUCUAUAUUCGAAUGGAUUUGUCAUCAAGGUGUGAUAUGUACAUAACGAAAUGUCUUAUUUAGAUGUUUGGUUUUAUGGUUUAUGGGUUUCGAUAUGUAAUUAGUUAUUUUCAUUUGGUUGCCGAAAGGAUGAAAGAAAAAUGAUAUCCUAUUGCCUUA
Manihot esculenta (cassava) is the source of this 3997-nucleotide messenger RNA. RefSeq names its product glycine-rich domain-containing protein 1. NCBI's taxonomy places the organism in Eukaryota, Viridiplantae, Streptophyta, Magnoliopsida, Malpighiales, Euphorbiaceae. The transcript is spliced from 10 exons. The record is from RefSeq and is a predicted model, not a curated record. Bases 1133 to 3715 code for a protein of 860 amino acids.